GCGUUGAAGCACGGGCCAAGCGGGCUUUUCAGCCCCGCUUCUUCUCUCCCUGAUAUUCUUCCCAUCACUACCAUUUUCACUAGCUUUUCUCUUCCUUCCCUUCUUCUUUCCCAUAAUACCAAUGGCAGUAACCGAUGAAACACCAUCACCCGCAACGAUACCAUCCCCCUCCCCAGCUUACAUACACCCACGUAGAGAGCCAUUCGAACACGGCCUAUUACCGAUCCCAAAGCUAAUUUUCACCGACGGAACACAAACCCUAGGUCCGAUUAAGGACAAGCUAUUGUCCCUUUCGUCUGAAUCAACUUACCGUGUUAACCCGGAAUCCAUUGCUGAGUCCCUUCAGAUCUCGCCUGACCAAGCUCAACUUCUCCUUGAAACCAUUGCCUGUGUUCUUCACUCCGUCUCUGACCCUCUCGUUACCGCUAAGCCCUCUGAGAUUGGGUCUGUUGGUGUUAAUGUAUUUGAUUUGGUUGUAUUUUUGUACAUUCAGAGUUACAAGAGGUUGCUCCCUAAAGGACAUAAGGAUUCAGCUGCUGUAGCUGAUGUUUGGCCCUCCACUUCAGCUUUCGAUGGGUUCUUGUCUGCAUUGUCACCAUUGCAGCUUGCACGUAGCAAUAGUCGACGAAAUAUGCCAUCACAGUCUGAUGAAGAGGCUCAUCAGUUAUCCUAUUUACAAAAGCACCUAGGGAACAUUCUGUCUCUUUUGUCGGAGUCAGUGGAAGGAGAUUGCGAGGAAUCACUGGUUCUGUCUGCAGAGAAGUUUGAGCAUCUUGGCUUUAUAUUCUAUUUUGGUGAAAAAGGAUCUGAGAAUAUCCCAUUGAGUCAGAAUGCCCCAUUUUUUGCCAAUUCAGAUCCAAACAUGCCAGCUGUUCCUGUUCCUGCAGCUCAGCUACAUGAUUGGCUUCUACAAAAUAUAGCGUCUACAUUGGAACACAUAACUGAGAGUAGGGCUUCUGCAAAGGAAAAUGGACCAACGAGUGCCCCCGAUCAGGAUGUGCCAAUGGCUGAUGUCUCUGCAAGUACAGUAAAGAAUUCAUCAAGUCCUAGAGGCCCAAAUUUCAUUGAGGGAAUCUCUAAAACAUCAUAUGUACGGAAGCCAAAUGAUCUUAAAGGCUCUUCUGUGAAGGUUGUCAAUUGCCAUGAAUCAGUCCUUUACAUUUUAGCACCGCUGACAUAUGCUACAGUAUAUGGAUGCUCUGAUGCAACCAUUGUCUUGGGAGCUGUUGGCAAGGCUGUAAGAGUUGAACAUUGUGAACGUGUGCAUGUAAUAGCAGCGGCUAAACGUAUCUGUAUCGCCAACUGUCGUGAAUGUGUUUUUUUCCUGGGAGUGAAUCAAGCACCACUUGUUGUUGGUGAUAACCAUAAAUUGCAGGUUGCUCCAUACAAUACUUUUUACCCUCAACUGGAGGAGCACCUAAAUGGAGUUGGUAUCGACCCAGCCAUCAACAAAUGGCAUGAACCCAUGGCUCUUGGUGUUGUUGAUCCCCAUGAUUCACUGUCACAUCCUGCAGGUGUCUCUGAUGUGCAGACUGAAUCUGCCAGCUGUGUAGACCCUGAUCAGUUCAUUAACUUUCUGAUUCCGAAUUGGUCUGAAGGUGAGCAAUCUGGGUCAACAAAAGACAAUCCAUUCCCUUUACCUGAUGCUUUCCUGGCAUCAAAGCAGAGAAAUCAUAAAAACUUGGAAGGUCUUAAGCAGAUUUUGCAGGAAGUUGACCUUGAAGAGAGCCGGAAAAAGGAAUUAACAACAGCUCUUCAUGGGUGCUUUAAAGACUGGUUAUAUGCUUCAGGAAAUAUACGGCAAUUGUACUUUCUUCAAAAUGAUUAGAGUUCUACAUAGAUCAUAAUGCAGUGUUGCAAGGAGUAGCAGAAACACUUGACUUUUCCUGUAGAUUUCAGUUUCAGCCAUGGAAGUUCCUCUUUUGCCAUUUCUUUUGGAGGCAGCUGGGAGUUUAAUGCUAUUGCCUGUGCAGCUAUGAACAAGUUCACACUGUUGUAACUGUUGUGCAGAUUUUAGUUAGAAUGUUGUAUUCUUUCAAGCAAAAUACAUUUUUCAUGUACUAAUACAGUAGCUUGUAUUUUUAUUUUUUUUAAAAAAAAAUUAGGUUCUUAAUUUCUCCCGA
Molecule: messenger RNA, 2123 nt
Organism: Solanum verrucosum
Lineage: Eukaryota; Viridiplantae; Streptophyta; Magnoliopsida; Solanales; Solanaceae
Exons: 9
Coding region: 122-1828 (568 amino acids)
Source: RefSeq, a predicted model, not a curated record